Molecule: messenger RNA, 2083 nt
Organism: Blepharisma stoltei
Lineage: Eukaryota; Ciliophora; Heterotrichea; Heterotrichida; Blepharismidae
Source: the annotation of a GenBank genome assembly
AUGGCAUAUCAUUUUGAAUCAUCUGAAGCUUAUCUUUUUGAUUUUGACUCCGAAACUUGGGAGAAAAUCGAUAUCGACUGGAAUGAAAAUUUUGGAACUCGUUUUUGUGUAGUUUAUUGUGGGACAACUGUAUUGCUUAUUGGAGGUAUUUAUAAUGGUACUUUAAAUAGAGUUUUGCAAUUAGAAAAUUCUUCUAUUAGAAAACUUACACCUAUGCUUUCUAAUAGAGCUGACUUGUGUGCGGUAUCUUCGUCAGACACAAUUUACGCUAUAGGAGGAUAUAAUGAAGAGUCGGAGCAAGCUUUAAGCACUGUGGAAGCUUUUAAUAUUGAAAAAAACAAAUGGACGUCUUUGCCUCAACUAAUUUACCCCAGGGUCAACUCCGCAGCAAUAAUUAAUGCACAAUUUAUCUACGUUUGUGGAGGUGUCGGAGUAUCCACAAUAGAAAGAUUUGACAUGCAUAAUGAAGAAUGGGUUUUAUGUGAUUUGAUCUUGCCUGUGAGCAUCUCGUCACUUGGGAUUUUUGUUGUAGCAAGUGGCUCUGUCAUGAUUUUUGGAGGAAAAGAUGAGUCAGGGGCAGCUUUACAGAAUGUGUGGAUGUUUGAUUUGCAGAAUGAGUCCAUAGUCAUGCAGCAGCAACUAAGGAAGCCGUUUAGUGUAAACAAGCCUACGAUAUUGAGAUUUGGAAUGAUUUAUUUGUUCAAUAAUAAAGAAUUUACCACUUAUAAUAUAGGGAGGCUAAGGGAAAGAACAUUAUCGGAGAUUAGCUUGACUCCUUCAAAAAUUGAGUAUGUCAGAAAUGAAGAUUUCCAGCUUCUUCUGCGAAUGGGCAAACCAUUUGAAAAUCCUAUUAUUUUGGGGAUAUAAAAGAGAAAGUUGUUUUAAUCGAUAUUUUGAUUUAAUUAAAUAUUUUUAAUAAGUAAAUUUUUAAUAAAAUUUAAAACUUAAUUAUUAAUUUUUUGCAUUGAGAGCAUAAACUCAUAAGUAAUGAAAUUUCCAAAAAAUAAAAAUUGGAAAUUUGCAAAAAAAUUCCUUUCAAAAAAAAUUAACAGCCCACAGACCGAGUAGAAUUUUUUACUCGAUGAAGGAAAAAGUAAGAAAUUCACUAGAGCAGGGGAUUUUUCAUGUAGAUAGACACUCAGUUAACUCUUUUAAGGUCUCAUUGCCCAACUCUCCGAAAGUUCUUAUAGUAAGACGAAUCGGCAAAGAUGAUGAAAUUGAGUCAGUUUAUAUGAGAACAGUCAGGUAUUUAUUAGACAAAAACACCACAGUUUUCGUUGAAGCUGACAGGUCUAAAGAUCUGAAUCCCCAAGUCAGGAGGUUCCAUGAAGGAUUAUGUGAUAAAAUAAAUUUGGUUAUUACACUAGGAGGAGAUGGGACUGUAAUAUGGGCUAUCAGCCUUUUCAAACACAAAUCAAUGCCACCGUUGCUUGCCUUCAACAUGGGCUCUCUCGGGUUUAUGACAUCUUAUAAUGUAGCCAAUUUGACUGAAGUUUUAGAUCAAGUUUUUACCUCGCCAAGUAUUCAUGUAGAUUUGAUGUCAAGGCUGAAAUGCCAUGUAAAAGACAUCAGUGAAAAAGCUUGAGGUCAAGCUGCUAAUGAAAUUUGCAUUGAUAGAGGUCCUGGUGUUUCUUUGUUAGAGCUUGAAGUUUAUCUUAAUGGAGAAUUAUGCACAACAGCAAUUGGAGAUGGACUUCUGAUUGCUACGCCCUGUGGAUCAACUGCAUAUUCUUUAUCGGCAGGAGGUUCUAUUGUGCAUCAUGGAGUUCCAGCUAUAUUGAUAACUCCUAUAUGUCCUCAUUCUUUAUCAUUUAGACCAAUUUUGCUUCCGGAUUCUGUGACAAUUACUAUUAAAGUUCCUGAAAACUCAAGGAUACCUGCAUGGGUUGGAAUUGAUGGGCAUUCAAAAUUUAAACUUGCAAGAGGAGCAUCUAUGGAUGUGACUGUUUCCAACUACCCUGUGCCAAGUAAGAGCUAUUUAGAUAUAAAUUUAAAUCAUGAUAUUGCAUCAUGACUUGGAAGAUUAAAUAAUAUCUUAGGAUGGAACGAUAGAAGACGCCAAAAACCUAUAAUACCUUAUUAG